AUCCCACCUCGUGAACACCCCCGCCAGGGCGGCUGCUAGUCUCACCCCACCAGGGCGGCUGCUAGUCUCGAGCCUCGCCUCCUCCUCCCACCAACCGCAGCUGCGAGACACAGAGAGAGAGAGAGAAUGGCCGCGGCGCCGUCGUCCCUCGCGUCCUCCCACCUCUCCCGCCUCGCCGACCCCCGCCGGGCGGCGGCGGCGGCCGCCCCCGCCGCCCCGCAGCAGCUCCGCAUCGGCAGCUCCCGCCGCCGCGCGCAGCGCGUCGUCGCCAUGGCUGGAUCCGGCAAGUUCUUCGUCGGGGGCAACUGGAAGUGCAAUGGAACAAAGGACUCCAUUAGCAAGCUUGUCUCUGAAUUGAAUGCUGCUACACUUGAAGCUGAUGUAGAUGUUGUGGUGGCACCCCCGUUCAUUUAUAUUGACCAGGUCAAGAAUUCACUAACUGGCCGCAUUGAGGUAUCUGCUCAGAAUGUAUGGAUUGGGAAAGGAGGAGCCUACACUGGAGAGAUCAGUGCAGAACAAUUGGUAGACAUCGGCUGUCAAUGGGUUAUUCUUGGGCACUCUGAGCGUAGACAUAUUAUUGGCGAAGAUGAUGAGUUUAUCGGGAAGAAGGCUGCAUAUGCAUUGAGCCAAAAUAUUAAGGUUAUUGCCUGCAUUGGAGAGCUGUUGGAAGAGAGAGAAGCGGGGAAAACUUUUGAUGUAUGUUUUGAGCAGAUGAAGGCUUUUGCAGAUAGUAUCUCAAACUGGGCCGAUGUUGUAAUUGCAUAUGAGCCCGUUUGGGCUAUUGGAACCGGAAAAGUUGCUACUCCUGAGCAAGCCCAGGAAGUUCAUGCUGCUGUACGCGAUUGGUUGAAGACCAACGUAUCACCGGAUGUUGCCUCUAGCGUUCGAAUAAUUUAUGGAGGUUCUGUAAAUGCAGGCAAUUGUGCAGAGCUUGCAAAGAAAGAAGAUAUUGAUGGUUUUCUUGUUGGUGGUGCCUCUCUGAAGGGCCCUGAUUUCGCCACCAUUGUCAACUCAGUGACUGCCAAGAAAGUUGCAGCCUGAUGCGCCCUGUUAGAAAUAAGUGAUCACACGAGAGGCAGCUAAGCCUGCGGGAGGUGCUCCGUGUGAUGGUGCGCAGCCACCUCCUCCUGGUUUUGCUGAUUUGUAGCACGAAGACAGAAAUAAUGCAAGAUGCCACCAUUUUUUGUUCCCGUAGACCUUCUGUAUGUGACUGGAGUUCAGUUAUACGUGAGCGAGUGAUCAGGAACAUACUACGUGAAAUAAUAAUAUUUACUUCACUGGUGUCGUU
Molecule: messenger RNA, 1288 nt
Organism: Setaria italica (foxtail millet)
Lineage: Eukaryota; Viridiplantae; Streptophyta; Magnoliopsida; Poales; Poaceae
Product: triosephosphate isomerase, chloroplastic
Exons: 9
Coding region: 127-1041 (304 amino acids)
Biological process (GO): glycolytic process; glycerol catabolic process; gluconeogenesis
Cellular component (GO): cytosol
Molecular function (GO): triose-phosphate isomerase activity
Source: RefSeq, a predicted model, not a curated record